Messenger RNA from Impatiens glandulifera, 938 nucleotides. RefSeq names its product peptidyl-prolyl cis-trans isomerase CYP18-2. Gene Ontology annotation, biological process: protein peptidyl-prolyl isomerization; protein folding. Gene Ontology annotation, molecular function: peptidyl-prolyl cis-trans isomerase activity. Gene Ontology annotation, cellular component: catalytic step 2 spliceosome. NCBI's taxonomy places the organism in Eukaryota, Viridiplantae, Streptophyta, Magnoliopsida, Ericales, Balsaminaceae. The coding region runs from base 139 to 633 and encodes 164 amino acids. The transcript is spliced from 6 exons. The record is from RefSeq and is a predicted model, not a curated record.
UCAAAUUUGAGUUUUCGUGGUGAACCCUUGCCGGCUGCAUAAUUCUCUUCUCUUUCUCUCUAUUAGACCUAAGAACUCACUCCUGUAGGAUCUCAUCUUUAGCCAGUAUCAGCAGUUGAAGGCGACGACGAAGGAAGGAUGUGGCCAAGUGGAAACGAUGGUGCCCCGGAAGUUACUCUGGAAACCUCCAUGGGUUCAUUCACCGUCGAGAUGUACAUACGGCACGCUCCGAGAACUUGCAGAAACUUCAUUGAACUCUCUCGCCGUGGUUAUUAUGAUAACGUUAAGUUCCAUAGAAUCAUCAAGGAAUUCAUUGUGCAAGGUGGGGAUCCUACUGGGACUGGAAGGGGUGGAGAAUCUAUAUACGGUGGUAAGUUUGAGGAUGAAAUUUCACCAAAACUUAAGCAUACAGGAGCUGGCAUCUUAUCAAUGGCCAAUGCCGGUCCAAAUACCAACGGAAGCCAAUUCUUCAUAACUUUGGCACCAACACCGUCAUUGGAUGGAAAACAUACUAUAUUUGGAAGAGUAUGCAGAGGAAUGGAGAUCGUAAAGAGGCUUGGUAGUGUUCAAACUGAUAAUAAUGACAAGCCCAUCCAUGAUGUGAGAAUUCUGAGGGCAAAAGUUCAAGAUUGAGAGUCUGCCGAUGAAGGAUGUAAAGAGGAGUGUUACAUUGGGGUGAUAUUAAUUCUGGAAUCAACCUAACACCACUUUUCCAGUAUCUUUUGUAGAAGUAAUCAUCACUUUCAUAUCAGUGUCCAGUUUCUGGGAAUAUUUAUUUUUCUUGAAUUGAAGUCUAACUGGAUGAUGGAGACAUCAUUCUUAUUUGUAGAGUGAUAGGUUUCUUGAAAUUUAGCAAAAUUUGAGACUCAACAAUCUAAGAUAGACUUAUGGCCCUUAAUCUGGUUUUAAUCUUGCUUGUCAUUGUUAUUUUAUUUUGU